GAUUGACCUUCUUUGAUUCUUUGAGUGGCCUUCGGAAGGUUGGCGGACCAAUAUGCUUGUUGUGAAAUACGAAUACGAAUGCGAAUUCAACGAAUUCACAAGUCGAACCUUGGAAGUGGAUUCAAUCGGCACAGCCUUUGGAGAACUUACUACAGUUGAAUUCAGCACCCGGCGCGACAGGCUGUCUCAUUUCCACUUUCACUUCCACUUCCACGCUCACACUCAGCCAACUGAAGACUGAAAAGGAGAAAAUAAAGGUUGCAAAAUAACAAAAAAAAGAAGGUUGAAGGCGGCGACAGGCUCGUAAAAGGGCGCUGCUGUACAGCAAUAACAACAUUUUAUGACGGUCACAUAAUAAGAUCGAAAAGACCCCGCCCACUUUCACACAAACCAGCGGCGCAGACGAGGAUGCAAAUUACGUGGCACAUGAAGCGUCAAAGCGUUUGAUUUGAUUGUCAGCGGCAGAAGAGAAGGGAGGCGAAUCGAAUCGAGUCGUUUACCGCCCAAGUUUACACCUUCAACGGACCGACUGGAACAGAUUGAUUGAUUGAUUGAUUGAUUGAUAGAUCCAUAGCCAGUGGUCGGAGGUUAGAGGUCAGAGGCAAAGGCAAAGGCAAAGGCAGCGACAGCGACAGCGGCACAAUGAACAAGAAGUCGCCACUGCCGUUGGCGGCGUUUCUCGGCGGCGACGGCAGCGGAAGCUGUGCCGCCAGCGGCAGCAGCAAUGUUGCAGCAACUGCAGCGGCAGCGGCGGCGGCUGCAAACGUUUCCGGCGGACGUGCUGGUCGCCAAUCGUCGACGGGCGGCUCGUCGAGCGGCAGCGGCGGUUCAAAGUCGGAGAAACAGGCGGCAAGGGAGGCGGGCGGCGGUGGAGGCAGUCUAUGCGGCUGCCAAAAGGCGCCCAAGUCGCACUGCAUAUCAGCAACAGGCGUGCUUUUGUUGGUGCUGCUCUACACGGCCAUGGGUUCCAUCGUUUUCGUGACCCUCGAGGGCGAACUGGAGGAUGGUAACGCCCUGGAAACCGCUGUGGCCGCUUCCAAGCCAUAUCCCCGCACCGAACUAGCCAACGCCGAGAUACGAUCCAGAACUGUGGAUCGCUUGUGGUCGAUAACGGAGGACCUGAAUAUAUUGUACAAGGAGAACUGGACGCGCCUCGCCGCGCAGGAGGUGCAGCUGUUUCAGGACACUUUGCUGCGGGCGGUGCGACAGUCGAAGGUUUAUCCCCCCGGAGGAAUCCAGUUGAAUGCGCCCACACAUAAAUGGACCUACGCCUCGGCCUUUCUCUACUCCCUGACAUUAAUUACGACGAUAGGCUAUGGCGGCAUCUCACCACGGACGCAGUGGGGCCGAGUGGCGGCCUUGGUGUACGCUUUGUUCGGGAUACCCAUUGUGCUGCUCUACCUGUCCGCCAUGGGCGAAGCUCUCUCGGCGGGAAUGCGCUGCCUGUUCCGGCGCCAGCGUGUGAAGGGCGGACCAGGUGGCGGACCCGGUGGCGGUGCCUCCGGUGGUGUGGGCUCGGGCGCCGGGGGAAGCGGUGGCGGCCGAAAGACGGACAAGACCAAAAGCCAGGGGCAGCACUACGGCCACCAGAAGUUGCAUCAGUACGGCCUGCCGCCAUCGGUGUACCAGCAGCAGCAGCAGGCGCAGCAAGCGCAACAGGCACAGCAGCAGCAGCAGGCGCAACAAGCGCAGCAGGCGGGGCAGCAGCAGCAGGUGCAGCAGGGCAAAAAAUCCUCGGGCAAUCGCCGUGGCUCACCUAGUGUACCCAUCUCCAUUUGCGUGUGUGUGCUGCUCUGCUAUGUGAGCAGCGGUGCGAUUUUGUUCCACAAACUGCAGAACUGGAGUGUCCUGGAGUCGCUCUACUUCUGCUUCACCUCGCUGGGAACCAUUGGAUUCGGUGAGAUGGCUCCCAAUGGCGCAGUGGCUCUCUAUACGGCCUCCGCGUACAUUCUGGUCGGCAUGGCCGUGGUGGCCAUGUGCUUCAGCCUCAUCCAGACGGAGAUCGUACUGUGGCUGCGCCGGUUCAGCGUGCAGGAUCACGUGAUGCCCAAGGCCGAGGAACUGGCUCUAGUCACCGUGGCGGUCACACCGAAACCCUCCUGACAGCGACCCAGCGCGGAUCCCAGUCUGGGCGUCGGAUUGGGAGUGGGUCUGGCCGGCGGCGCCCUGGGGCAGCCGCAAAACAAUCUUGGCCAGCACCAGACCAUGUUCUUUGGACCCGCCCACACGCUGACGCAGUACAGCUCGCUGCCGCGCAGGAGUCACCUGCAGGCGGCCAACCAUUCCGGCGGAGGAUCGGCCUUCCAGCGAAACACGCCCAUUCGUAGAUCGACGGGCAUACCGGAGCACCAUUUGGAGUACUUUGUGCCGCGCAGCAUCAGUGAGUUUAAUCUGUCGGGUGUGGGCGAUCUCGCCCUGCCGCCACCCCGUCGAUACUCACCCAACAUGGUGGGUGGUGGUGGUGGUGGCGGAAUGGGUGGCAUGGGCAUGAAUAUGGGUGGCAUGGGCAUGAGCAUGGGCAUGGGCAUGGGCCUGCCACAUGGCCUCCAGUUGGGUCCACCACAGACGCUGCUCUGCUCGGCCACGCCCACUGUGCAGCAGCAGCAACAGCAGCCGCCUCCGCCGCCGGCACAGCUGCAGAUUGUCACCCUAAAGCCGCGCAGCGAAAAGAUGGUCACCUUCGAGGAUGAGUCAAAGCAGGCGGUUGGCGGUGGUGCAGUUGGCGGAGGAGCCGGCGGCUCAGGCACGCCACCGCAUUGUCCACACGGAGUGCCGACGACUCCGCGAAAAUCACCGGCCGUGGGCGAUAUAUUCAUGUGACCAGGAGCGCAGGACGAGGCGGCCCAGUUGGAUGCAGCAAUGCGAUUGCGCGACAGCAUCGAUGAUGCACUGUGUCCAAAAGUUGGACCGGCGCCAGGUGAAGUGAUACGUGUCUAGAAAACAAAAUGAACAUUCUCAACGCAAACACUCACACACACACAACACACACACGCAAACCAACACACUGUAAGUAAAUGCACACACACACACACACGUAUAAAACGAACUCUUUCCAAAGCAUAAGAGAGUAUAACAAAAAAACAUUGCCUACUUUUGAGGGCCAAUACUCUCAACUUGAAGUUCAUUGUGUUUUUCAGCAUAUAAGUAUAAAUAAAACAUUGAGCAAAUAUUUAUUAUUAUGUGUGUAAAUAUAGCAUACAAAAACCACAAAGAAGGCAAACAACUAAAGUUGAAUCGCACUUUGCGACAGAAUGAGAGAGUGAAUUAAAAUUAAAAUUCUAAAUGAUAAAUGCAUAAAUAAUUGAAUGCUGCGUGAGGGCGUUUUACGGUUAAUGCUGUACAACACGGAUCCAGAAAUUAAUAAAUACACUCAACCACACACACACACUAUGAAUAAUAAAUAGUGCGUGGGCGUGGCAUUAGGGAGCGGGACGGAGGCUGGGCGGGCAAGUAGAGCAAACAAAAUGCAAAUGAAAAUGACAAAUUGUAUAAAUACCAAAGGACAAAGUUUAUUUAUGCGAUUUGUUAGUUAGUUGCUGCUCCUGCUCUCUGAGUUCUGUUUUUUUUUUCUCCUUUUUUUGUUUCGCCGUUUCUGGUCGCAAAAUUUCAAUUAGUUUUAUUUGCUGUUUCGCAGGGCAAAUAUGUAUAAAUUUCCGGAAGGCAGAUUUUUACUAUUUGCGAAAUGCUGAUGGUUUUCUUUGCAGACAUGCCAAAUGUUAUUUAAACUAUGACAAGUGAAAUCGAAAUGUUUUGCACCGAUCUUUUCUAGAAUAUUUAUACAUAUAUAUAUUGUUUUUUUUUUUUAAUAAAUGGGGGUGCACUACAUGUAAAGUAAUUUUCCCAUUUGCCAAUAUCUUACGAACUGUUAUACGGUGCCAAGUUAGAUGUAAAAUCCUACCAAUAAUAGCAAAAGUGUUUUUAUGCUAAAUCGUAUUUUUAACAAGCGAACUGUUGAAUGUAUGUAUCUCCCCAUUAAAUUAGGCUCAAAGUGUUAAGUGUGUAUAUGAAUGUAAGAUAAAUGUGUAUGUGCCAAAAAGGGAACCGAAAGUAUUAUCAAAAAUUGAUUAUUAAGCAGACCUUUUAAUCCGACUAAAUGCCACGUACGAGCGAUCAACGAAUUACCAACGAUUUAUUCAAAAACUUUGGUGGCAUUUGGCUUUGGCUUGAGUAUUUCGCUUUUUAGCCGCCAUUUUUUCAUUUGUUUGGCAAAACGCGUAAUUUCCAAACCGCCCACUGGCAAUUAGGUUUAAAUACUUUUUAAAUGCAUUUUGAUUGUAGGUAAUUGAGCGCGUGAAUGGCCAUUUGUUGUUUGUUUCUGUUGGUUACUGGCCUUGUUUUCUGUUCUCUGUUGCCUGUUUUUUGUUGCCCGUUCUCUGCUUUCUGUUGGUGUUGCUGUUUUCCACUGACAGGACAUCCAAUUGGAGGGCUGUCAAGCGAGCGGAGCUCAUUUGAACGCGUUUUUUUCCCUUUUUUUUUGUUGCUUUUGCUGCUUUGCGGCAAUUCAUUUAAAAUAAAUUCAAUUUGAGCGACCGCCACCGCCCACCGAGUGGGCGUGGUCGCCUGGUUGCAUUUGUUAAUUUUUGCCAUAUUCAAUUUGUGACAUUCAAUUAAAAUAGUGAAAUUAAACCAGAUAGGAUAGUCAUUGCUCGUAAAACACAAAGCAUGCGGACAAAAACAAAAACGAAAAACAAAAAGGGAUUAAUAUAUAAAUAAAGAAAUUUUUUAAAAAAUACAACACGCCGGACAACCUUCAAUCUAUGGGUUGUGGCCCCGCAGAGACUAACUGCAGAGCUCAAACUUGGGUCACAGCCUCAGCCAAUUCAGAAUAUGUAUGUAUGUCUAUGUAGUUAAUAACGAACUAACUAACAGCCAAACGGUAAUAGUAUAACAAAAGAGAGAUAAAACAAAUAUUGAAAUUAAGCCAAUGUAAUUAAAUUAAGUCCACUUGAACACGCAUUCACACAGUACACACAGACAGAGCCACAACCACAGACAAAUUAAUACCAUUAAGUAAACUAAAUGUAACGAUAAUUUUUUUUUGUCAAAUUCCUAGCACGGUAAGUUGAACUUUUAGGCUAACCGCAUGGGCUCAUUGCGAGUGGCAGUUAAGGAUAAUUACUCUAAUUCAUAUGUAAUCCUAGUCCACUAGAUACACACAUACAUAUGCAUAUACAUAUACAUAUAGAUAUAUGUAGCCGUACACAAAACGAAACUAAUCUAGCAUUGAGAAAGGCAAAUAAGAAAUACCAAUAAGAAAUACCGCAGUUCGCAUCAUAUAUAUACAUACAUAUAUAUGUAUACAAACAUCUCUCUAUAUAUAUACAUAUAUAUACAAGCCCAACCAAAAAGAAAAGAGCAGAAUAAAUACAUCAUGAACAAUUUAGUCAAAAAUCAA
Molecule: messenger RNA, 5395 nt
Organism: Drosophila yakuba
Lineage: Eukaryota; Metazoa; Arthropoda; Insecta; Diptera; Drosophilidae
Exons: 7
Biological process (GO): stabilization of membrane potential; potassium ion transmembrane transport
Cellular component (GO): membrane
Molecular function (GO): potassium ion leak channel activity
Source: RefSeq, a predicted model, not a curated record